This is a messenger RNA of Folsomia candida, 1682 nucleotides long. Its product is annotated as SEC14-like protein 2. The transcript is spliced from 7 exons. Lineage: Eukaryota; Metazoa; Arthropoda; Collembola; Entomobryomorpha; Isotomidae. Gene Ontology annotation, cellular component: cytoplasm. Bases 510 to 1247 code for a protein of 245 amino acids. The record is from RefSeq and is a predicted model, not a curated record.
CAAUCUUUAUCAGCUUAAUUGUAACCUCAACAUUCAAUUCACCCCUCACACACAAUGCCCUUCUAACAACUGCAUGCUACUUUCCUUGUCUGCAUUAUUGCAAUGCCAUUGGCUUGCCCCCUGAAUGUUAAGCAUUGCAUAAUGCAAUCACUGAUCUUUGCAAUUCUAGAGGUUGACGAAAUGCCUCACAAGCAAUUUUGCCUGAUAAUUCUCUAUACGUACUUCCAUAAAAAUGAUCAGCUAGCUUUUUCAACUUGAUGUGAUGGCAUGGCGUUCAAUCUCUACAAUAAACUUUGUUGAACGCAUAAUGUUGCGUAACUUGCUUAUGAACCUUGUCAAACUGUUAGUGUGUUUUUAGUUACUUUUUGAGCAGAAACAUGACAAGUUGACCUUUCUGAUUGUUCGGAAUUAUACAUUGUUUCAACUUGAACAUACACGGUUAUAUAUAUUUAUUGACUUAGUAUUAUUGGUUUUGUACGGAAAGUACUGUACAAAUCAUCAGUGGUUUAAUGACAAAUACAAUUGAAUCUGUUGCCGGGGUGGAAAUUCUGGAUCAGUUUCGUGAAAGAAUUUUCGACUUGAAGCAAGAUGACGACACAUUGUUGAGAUUCUUGAAAUACAAUGCAUAUAACAUUUCAAGGUCCGAAGAAAUGCUGAGGAAGAGCGUCAAAUGGCGUCAAGAGAAUGAUGUGGCAUCUUAUUUACACUGGAAACCACCAAAACCGGUUGCCGACGAUUUCAAGUUCGAAUGCAUCGGAGAGGACAAUGAUGGUCACGCCGUAAUUUACCUACCAAUUGGAGGAUGGUCCACAAAGAAAGUAAUGGAAAUGGGCUACAGAGACGACAGCUUUCAAUUUCGAUUUCAUCUGUUCGAAACCAUUAUGGCAUCCAUUGAGAAAACGAGAAAAACUAAAUUUGUCAUGAUCAUGGACAUGGAAGGAUUAACAUACAAAAAAUGCAUGCAUUAUGAGACUGUUCAAAUGCUAUCAUUAGCGUUCAAGGACUUUGAAGAAAAUUUUCCUGAAAAAUUAAGAGCGUGCUACAUCAUAAAUGCUCCUUGGAUUUUUACCUACAUUUACAACACAAUGAAACAUUUUCUAUCGUCAAAGACUUUAAAUAAGGCAAAAGUGUUUAACGAAGACAUUCAUAAAUGGAGACCGUUUCUAUUAGAUCGUUUUCCCGUAAAUCUUUUAAACAAAAUCUGGAACCCAAUGAACUCUACAAUUGAAAUUAACAAUGAGACGUAAUGCAUACAUAUUGCAUUCGAUAUGCAUAAAAUUAUCCAAUCAUUUAAAAUGCACUUAAUAAUUUCAAUAUUCAGUUACCAGUAUUAACAUGAAUCGUGUUUUAAAUUUAUAAGUGUUUGUUACGGAUUGUGCUUGUUUAAUUAUUUAUAAUUUCCUGGUGAUACUUUAAUUAAUAUAUUUGACCCCACCGGUUGGGUGAGCUUAUAGAUUGAAGGCACCUGCAAUAUGCACGUAAAAAUAUUUCCAUACACACUAAAAGAUAUGAAUCUCGUUAAAUCUUGUCUUUAUCGUAUAAGCACGACUGAAAAAUUUGAAGAGACAUCUAACUUUAAUACACAUAAAAUUUAGCAUGCAUUUAGUUGCAAUUUGCUUCCCCGAAAUUUUACACCAAAGUAUUCAAACGCGAUAAAUGAAUAAACUUUGAUAAACAUGUAA